GGUGCCCGCGCUCCCCUUGAGGGGUGGCAGCCAUAGUCUUUCCCAACCCCCUCGGCCGGUGCUGCCUGUCUUUGCGCCGCGCAGGGCGCCUGCGGCUCCGGCGAGGAGAGCGAGGUGGAAGCCGUGGGGCAGCGGCGCCUGGUCGCGGCUUCCCCAGUGUGAGUCCGGGGUUGCUGCGGCUCUUCCCCGGGGAGGUGCCUCUGAGAGGUCUCAUCUUACAGAGCCUUUAGGAAAUGUGAUGUGUCCAAGUCCUUCCUGCACCCCCAUCAGUGGGUCUCCAGAACACCUCAGGGGUUCUACCAUGUCACCCUGGCAAGUCAAUGGAGUGUUUAACUGUUUGUGUACUGGCUCCUCUGACAGCAGAUCUCUGAUGGGCGUAAAUGUCGAAGGGAGAUUUGGCAAGCAAACCCCACUAAGAGUCUGCAUGACUGCUAGGAUCUGCUCAGUUUGCAAAUACAAGAAGCGCAAGCUUGUCCGAGCUCCCUCGGUGUCUCACUUCAGCAGUAAACCGCUGAAACCUCUCGCUGUGAAGUGCAGCUGUGAGUGGCCCAACUCUUGCGUCCUGUGUAGCUGCAAAGCCUCUGUCCAGACAAUAGUCACCUUGUCCCUAGAAGAACGCGUAGCCCUCCUGGACUCUGGCUUCCACACCAUUCUCUCCUUAUCUCAUGGCAACCCUAUCCACUUGUACUUUGAAACCUUAUUAAGAGGGGACGGACUGCAUAGACUACUGAGCCAUGAGCUCAGGACUCUGAAGAUGUCCUGUUUGGGAAAGAAACAAGAUCCAACUAACGGCACAUUCCCAAAGCAACACUCUUGGCUCCUGCUUGCCUCCCAUAAGUUAAGCAAGAUGGAGCUUGAGUUGAAGUUAGAACAUUAAAUGCGGGCUUUUAACUAAUACCUGAGGGCAACCAGUCAAGGUAACGUGGAGAAAGUAGCUCACUGUCUUCCAGUGGAAGAUAAGUUGAACUCUGUCUUACAAUAAUGUCUC
This is a messenger RNA of Tyto alba (common barn owl), 988 nucleotides long. Its product is annotated as KAT8 regulatory NSL complex subunit 1-like. Lineage: Eukaryota; Metazoa; Chordata; Aves; Strigiformes; Tytonidae. The transcript is spliced from 5 exons. Bases 239 to 877 code for a protein of 212 amino acids. Gene Ontology annotation, cellular component: NSL complex. Gene Ontology annotation, molecular function: histone acetyltransferase binding. The record is from RefSeq and is a predicted model, not a curated record.